Molecule: messenger RNA, 2745 nt
Organism: Medicago truncatula (barrel medic)
Lineage: Eukaryota; Viridiplantae; Streptophyta; Magnoliopsida; Fabales; Fabaceae
Exons: 5
Coding region: 1-2745 (914 amino acids)
Source: RefSeq, a predicted model, not a curated record
AUGAGAGCAUCUGGGGGGAUGUUAACGUUGUGGGAUACUGCGGAGGUGGAGGUGUGGUCAUCGGCUAGUCAGGACCAUAUGCUCAUGAUUCAUGGUCGAUUUAUUCGAACUAAUAAGCAGUUCUAUCUUUUUAAUAUUUAUGCUCCUUGUGAUGUCCGGGCAAAACAAGAGUUAUGGACAGCCUUGUCUGUGAGAUUGCAGUUGGUAGGGGGUGCGAAAUUGUGUGUGUGCGAGGACUUUAAUGCGGUCCGGUAUGCGGAGGAAAGAAAGUUAUCAAGGGGGGGCGGUGGUGUAACUGAUUUUCAGCAGUUUAAUACGUUUAUUGAGGACAAUGGGUUGUUUGAUUUACCGCUUUGUGGCCGUCGUUUUACUUGGUUUAAAGGAGAUGGUACUUCUAUGAGUAGGAUAGACCGGUUUUUGCUAUCUGAAGAUUGGUGUGCGCAGUGGCCGAAUAGUAUUCAGGUUGCCCUUCUCAGGGGUCUAUCUGAUCAUUGUCCGCUUCAGUUGUCGGUUGAUGAGGAAAACUGGGGACCGCGUCCAACUAGAAUGCUGAAAUGUUGGCAAGACAUGCCGGGUUACAAACAGUUUGUGAAAGAUAAAUUGGAGUCCUUUCAGAUGGUGGGCUGGGGCGGUUUUGUGCUUAGAGAGAAGCUGAAAUUAAUUAAAUUGGCUCUGAAGGAGUGGCAUGAGGAUCACGCAAAAAACAUUACUGCUAAAAUUGAUUCUUUAAAAAUACGUGUGUCGGAAUUGGAUGAUAAAGCUCAUGAUAUGCAGAGGCCAGGGGUUGAAAACCUUCAGUUCAAUCAGUUAUCUUAUGCAGAAGGAAGCAGUUUAAUAAAGCCGUUUUCAGUAACAGAGAUUAAAACAGCGGUGUGGGACUGUGAUAAUUUUAAGAGUCCUGGACCGGAUGGGGUGAACUUUGGUUUCCUGAAAGAUUUCUGGGAAGAGUUGAAGGAUGAUAUUGUGCGCUUCAUUAAUGAGUUUCACAGCAAUGGUAAAUUGACUAGAGGUAUCAAUAACACUUUCAUAGCUCUCAUUCCAAAAAUUGAUAGCCCUCAACGUCUUAAUGACUUUCGACCUAUUUCUUUGGUUGGAUUUAUUUACAAAAUUCUAUCGAAGGUUCUAGCGAAUAGAUUGAAAACGGUUUUGGGAAAGGUUAUUUCGGAUUCGCAGACUGCCUUCGUGAAAAAUAGGCAAAUUCUAGAUGGAAUUUUGAUUGCUAAUGAGGUUGUCGAUGAGGCUCGCAAGGAGAAAAAGGAACUGAUAUUGUUUAAGGUGGAUUUCGAAAAGGCUUAUGAUUCGGUCAAUCGGGGAUACUUGGAUGCUGUAAUGAAAAAAAUGGCAUUCCCUGUGUUAUGGAGGAAAUGGAUAAAGGAGUGUGUGACAACAGCUACGACGUCUAUUUUAGUUAAUGGGAGCCCUACAGAUGAAUUUCCUUUACAGAGGGGCCUGCGUGAAGGGGAUCCCCUAUCUCCGUUCUUGUUCUUGAUAGUCGUUGAAGGUCUUAAUGUUAUGAUGAGUGCGGCGGUGCGGACCAAUUUGUUUAAAGGGUACGCAGUUGGUAAUGACAUGUCAGUAGUAGUUUCUCACCUUCAAUUUGCUGAUGACACUUUGUUACUUGGAGAUAAAAGUUGGGCUAAUGUCCGAGCUUUGAGGGCCGUUUUGUAUUUGUUUGAGGGGAUGUCUGGCUUGCGAGUGAAUUUUCAUAAGAGUAUGUUGGUUGGAAUUAAUAUCUCGGAUUCUUGGUUGAAUGAGGCCGUCUCUAUUUUGAAUUGCAAAGUUGGUAAAGCUCCAUUUUUGUAUCUGGGUCUUUCUAUUGGUGGUGAUCCGAAGAGGUUAGCAUUUUGGGAGCCUGUGUUGAAGACCAUUAAGUCUAGAUUAUCGGGGUGGCAAAAUCGCUUUCUCUCUUUUGGGGGUCGGUUGGUUCUACUCAAGUCUGUCCUGACCUCAUUGCCUGAGUAUGGAGGGUUAGGGGUGAGACAGUUGAGGGAGUUUAACCAUGCUUUGUUAGGUAAAUGGUGUUGGCGAAUGUUGGUGGAUAGAGGUGGUUUUUGGUAUAGGGUGCUGGUGGUGAGAUAUGGUGAGGAGGCAGGGAGGUUGGAGGUAGGGGGCCGGAGUACUUCAUCUUGGUGGAAGGAAGUAGUGAAGAUUAGGGACGGGAUGGGUGUAGAUGAGGGGAGUUGGUUUGAGGAGCGGGUUUCGAGGAAGAUUUGUUUGAUCUUGGGUGGGAGAAUGGAGGAGGGGGCGUGGAACUGGAGGAGACCUUUGUGGGUGUGGGAGGAGGAGUUGGUAGAGGAGUGUAGGAAAUUACUUAAUGGUGUGGUUUUGCAGUCUGAUAUUUCUGACAGGUGGCUUUGGGAGUCCAACAAUGAUGAUGUUUACACAGUGCGUGGGGCCUAUCAAAUCUUAACUACUAUGGACGACCCUCCAAUUGUUGGUGUCGGAGACCUUGUCUGGCAUAAGCAGGUUCCUUUGAAGGUUUCCAUUAUGGCUUGGUGUUUGCUACGGGAUAGGCUUCCAACUAAGGUCAAUCUUGUGCGGCGUGGGUGUCUGGAUGUCGAAGCAGCUGGGUGUGCAGAUGGAUGCGGUAUUGCAGAAACCGCAAAUCACUUGUUUCUUCAUUGUACUACUUUUGGCGCAGUUUGGCAGCAUAUCCGUGCGUGGAUUGGUGUGUCUGGAGCUGACCCUCAUGAUCUUAGUGACCAUUUUAUUCAGUUUAUUAAUUGCACAGGGGUGACUGCUUAG